GGGAGGCAGCAGACAGCAGCAGUGUGGGAGGCGUCAACGCGUCCACAGGAGAAAGAGAGCAGACUCAGAGGAGCACAACAAAAUGGACAGAGUAUCAGCGUGUCACGUCUGAGGACCGUGGGCCUCCCUGGGACCUCUCGUUCUUCCCUUCUAACUUUCCUUUCCUCUCCUUCCAGACUUCUCUGUCUCUGCCUUCAGACAGACAACCUGCAAACACAUGUGGAAGCUGGAUGGAGCCUUGAUCAGCCCGGAGCUGCCCUUGUGCUGGGGGUGAAGCCUGGUCAUCAGCCUCAUCCGUUUUGCUGCACCCGGCUCAUUCAUCUCUGUGACGAUGUAGUCACUGUCAUCUCUCUGGAGAUGCCUUUGAACGUGUUUUCAUUCGCCCCGUUGCUAUGGUUACCGCUCCUCUUAACCCCCGUCACCCAGCGGGCCGACUCUGCCCCCACGUCUGAAGCCGCUCGCUUGUUUAACACCACCCUGUGGUUCCACGGUGGCGCCUACAACCUGCGUAGCUGCAGCUGCUACGCGCCCGUCCGGGACUGCGACGAGGCUCUGGCCAACACGCUGUGCAGAUGCCACACCGUUCCGCUCUCCGCGCUGCCUGACACGGGGGUCAGGGAGCCUGGGAGGCUCGUCAUCUGGGUGAAGGAGACCUGGGUCCUGGAGAAGCUGCUCAAAAGGGGUGUGGUCGGCCAUUUGCAGCUGUCAUUUUGUGGAACAGCACCCGUUAAGAGUCAGUGCCUGGCUUUGGUGGGACUGCAGACCCUCCAGGUCCACAACACUGCUGCAGAAGUGCCCUUCUCCAGACAGGAAAUCACAGUUUCUCCUGCUGCAAAGCUCACGGCGGAGCUGGAAGGCCUCUUCUCCUCAUCCAUCCACGUGAGCAUACUAGACACAGCAGUACUCAAAGGGGUGUCUGCUCUGAAGGCCUACACUGUUGUCAGACCUCCGGCUGCCUCUCUCUCCCAGCACAUCCGCAGCCAGGUUUUACCUUUGGCUCUCACCCAGUUUGUGACUCCAGACAAUAGUUUGGAUUCCAGUGAGCACGAGCCACUGCACAACCUUCUCAUCACCUUUAUCUACUAGAUGUUUUCAUCCAAGGGUAAAACGGCUGAUCCAUUCACCGUGAAGUAGACUCUGUGGCUAAAUAUGGGUUCAGCACACAGACCCCAACUGUACUGGGGCCAUACAUGUCUAUAUCAUGCUAAGGACAGAGUAGACAGACAUUAGACCUGAUUAUAAUAAAACGUUACUCAUCAGAACACGUGUGUAUAAAAGCAGUGCUUUGAUGUUCUGUCUGCUACAGGACUCAUGUGAAAAGAGUCUUAUCGUUUUCCAUCCACCCUGGUGCUGUGACUUAUAUGAUCCAACAUUACAGCUGCACAACCUCAGUCACUAACAACCAUAAAAAACACAUCUUUGAUGGCGCUGUUCGUCUACAAAAAAAUAUUUCAGAACAUCUAAAACUCUAAAGACGAUGAGUUUCCUUGUGUCAAAUUCAACCACGUCACAGUUUAUGUUCCAUUUCUUUAAUUUAAAUAUCUGACUAAAACUUCAACUGAACUGUAGAAGCCUAAAGAAGUCACUCUUCACAUCAACGGUCUGGAUUCUGUGUCUCACAUCUUCAGUCUGUUCCAGGCUUGUGACGGCUCUGUGGACAGUUUGCAGCCACUGAUCUCCCAAAUCAUUUAAGAGGCUUUUGCUUCACUGUCACUGUCGCUGCAUAAAGAAGGCUAAGUCAAACCAUCUGAGUUGUUUCAGUUCUUUACCAUUGACUUUAGCAAUGGCUGAAUCAGCAACAAGCCCAAGCAGCAUCAGUGCCACUGCACAGUCCCUCUAUGUACUUUUGAAGUACAAAAGCUGAAGAAGGCGUCCGUGUUGCAGAGGGAGUGGAGAGGAGGCCUCCUGCUGCCGCGUCUCACUGAGUGCAGAUGUUCUAAUAAAACAAUCAGAGCAGCAAUCCAAGUUGUCUGACUGUGAAGGAAGGAUAAUUUCAGAAUCCAUUCAAUUUGAUGUUAAAAGGUUAUUUAAUUUUUCUGACUUGUGUUUCACAAAAGUGUCACAUCAACAAAAUAAAGAGCUGGAGGCAGCUUGACAACAGUGAA
Messenger RNA from Betta splendens (Siamese fighting fish), 2105 nucleotides. RefSeq lists its product as uncharacterized. NCBI's taxonomy places the organism in Eukaryota, Metazoa, Chordata, Actinopteri, Anabantiformes, Osphronemidae. The coding region runs from base 358 to 1086 and encodes 242 amino acids. The transcript has 3 exons. The record is from RefSeq and is a predicted model, not a curated record.